Lentinula edodes (shiitake mushroom) is the source of this 2095-nucleotide messenger RNA. RefSeq lists its product as uncharacterized. NCBI's taxonomy places the organism in Eukaryota, Fungi, Basidiomycota, Agaricomycetes, Agaricales, Omphalotaceae. Gene Ontology annotation, molecular function: 3'-5' exonuclease activity; nucleic acid binding. The coding region runs from base 306 to 1832 and encodes 508 amino acids. The transcript is spliced from 5 exons. Gene Ontology annotation, biological process: nucleobase-containing compound metabolic process. The record is from RefSeq and is a predicted model, not a curated record.
CUAGCAAAAUGAUUGGUACCCAUGAGCAAAAGCAUUAGUAGUGAGAGAGUCACUUGCAAUUGAGCCUGAGUAGAGCCCAAGCCGAUGAGCAAAACGGGCCGGAUCACCGACAAUCUAGCACAAGCCAGCCAACGCUGGCUUGGAAGACCUACUCUCGCAUUCACUCCCACAUGGAUGCGGCCAUCUUUGGAGACAUAGACAGUCGUGCACUUAAUAACGUGGAGCCACAGUUUGAUAGUCAAACACGAUCAUAAUUGCAAAAAGCCUUUCACUGCCUUCAAUUGACUGCCAUCUUCCAAACUCUCAUGUCCAGCUAUUCGCAUCCCGCUAGUCCUGGUCCUUUAUCGACAUCGUCUAUAACGCCGUACUACCUGAAAGAUGAAUCUCAGGCAUCAAUAACCCUUCGACAUAUGGCAAACAGCCUGAAUGCCGCAGCAUACGAGUCCUUUCGCUCUCCAGAAAACUUCAUUCCUCCGCAUAUCGGCUUUGAUCUUGAGUGGAAACCCAAUUACAGGCCGGGUGAAGCGGAAAACCCUAUUGCGGUCAUUCAAAUCGCCUUUCAAACAGCGUCUUAUGUCGUUCACGUCAGAUGGAUGAGGAACCUGCCAGACGGAUUAGCGGAAAUACUGGAAAAUCCACGGAUCGUGAAAGUUGGUGUAGGAAUACAAAAUGAUGCCAAAAAACUAUUCAAGGACCUCAGGAUAUGUCUUAACUCUUGUGUGGACCUUUCUCUUUUCGUGAAAUGCGUGGACUCUGGCUUGUUCGCGGAACGUUUGGAUAGAUACGCGGGUAUUCCGCUCCUGUCAUCGGCUUUCACUCCACCGUCUUUACCCCCAGAUUCAACUUCACCUUGGGAGUUUUACGCCUCCGAAACUUUCCUUGGACCACACUUCCGCCGCCUGUUUCGAGGUUCCUAUUCAUCCUCGAUCGGUCUUGCCCGUUUGGCAGAAACGUAUGAAGGGAUUGUUCUUACCAAGGGUAAGAUAACACGAAGUAAUUGGGAUUUAGAGUUAUCUCCAGCUCAGGUCACUUAUGCUGCUCUGGACGCGUACGCAGGCUCCGUAGUCUAUACGCAUUUGAUCAGACUUUUCAGCCUUCUGGAACCGACUCGAAGACCGAAGAGGAAAUUUUAUGCCUUCGACUGUAUUCGAGGAACUUUGUAUAACUGUUGCGGGGACAACAGACGGACCUUACUCGGCGAACAGAUGGAAGAUACGGAAUUACCUCGUGGAUAUACUAUUCUUCCGACCUUCUACCCUGUCGAGGAUGAAAUAGCUCUUCAUCUACAAGGCGUAGGAAGCGAUCAACCUCGUGGGCUGAUCAUUUGGAAUCCGUCUAAUCCAGAAUACGACCCAGGCCCGAUGCCGCCGCGAAAGACACCAAAAGAAAAGGAGGAGACGAGGAUAGCAAGGCAAAAGCGGAGGCAGGAGAAAAUGAAGGAGGAAGCAGCUCAAAAUGGAGGUGCUAAAACAGAUUCGGAAGUCGUUCGUGCUCCGAAUGACAGUGUGAGCGUAGCCCCUAACGUGGCUCGUGCCCCACCUCGAAUCGAUAAUACGGGGGGUCGUGCCCAACGCCGUACGAACUUCAUACCAAAAAAUAUCAAUAAUCACGGUCCAACAAAUUUGGUUGGGAGUUCAACGCUACCUACGAACCCGGCGCUUCCCACAGCGAGCUCUGGCCCCAAAGGCAUCCGUUCUUCGAUGCCGACCGUGCAAAUCUCGAAAGCUCCUGGUGCGCCAACGGAAGGACCCAAACGCCAACCACCACGGCGACCAAGAUUUAGAAAAAGAAAUCCUCCUCCGCAUCAAACUGACCAGGGAGUUCGUGGAUAACCAGUGACAUAGAUUUAACCUUUUAGUAUGCAAGCCCUUGGGUCACACAAUUAGAUCUAUUCCAAGGAAGGCCAGGAGUCUGAGGAUGUCAUGAGUUUCCGCAGCUCGUAUCCUUAUUUAUGGCUUUAAAACAUGUCCAUGUACCCUCACGUACCUCACAACUCGAGUUGCGACAACUGUUUCCGAAGCUGCAAGCAAUUUUAGUCACUACACAUUUAGUUCUUGAUCUUCUCAUUCAUUCUCAACUUUUACUUUGCAAGUGG